GAUGAAAAACCAAACAUUAACAUUCUCAUGGUGACAAUGUCCUUACAAGGUCACAUCAACCCCAUGUUAAACUUCGCGAAACGCCUCAUUUCAAAGGGUGUCCAUGUCACGAUCGCCACUACAGAAGACGGUCGUAGCAGCAUGCUAAAAAACAAAGACGCAAAUUCCUCAGAAAUCAAACUUGAGUUCUUUUCUGAUGGUCUCAGCAUUGACUUUGACCGUUCCGAUACAAAAACUUUACUCAACACCAUUCAAGAAAAGGGUAGAAAAAACCUUUCCAAUCUCAUUACCAACCUCACCAAAAAUCAAACCUUUUCAUGUGCAAUUGUCAAUCCCUUUGUUCCUUGGGCUAUUGAUGUUAUUGCUGAACAUGAAAUCCCUUGUGCAUUGCUUUGGAUACAAGCUUCAGCGUGUUAUUCAAUUUAUUAUCGUUACUUUAAGAACAUCGAUUCUUUCCCUAAAUUCGAUGAUCCUAAUGAGAAGGUGGAGUUACCUGGGCUACCAUUGUUAGAGGUAAGAGAUCUUCCUUCAUUUAUACUUCCUUCUUAUCCUCUUCAUUUCAAAGAAUUAUUAGCUGAUUUAUACAAGGCUUUGGAUAAAGUGAAAUGGGUUUUAGGUGCUUCAUUUUAUGAAAUUGAAGAAGAAAUAGUGAAAUCAAUGGAUUCACUAACUCCAAUUUAUCCUAUUGGACCAUUGGUUCCACCUUUUCUAUUAGGAGAAAAGGAAAUAAGUGAUGUUAAUGUUGAUUUGUGGAAUGCUGAAGAUUCGUGCCUAGAGUGGCUUGAUAAUAAACCAGAUUCAUCAGUUAUUUAUAUAUCAUUUGGUAGUUUAGUUGUAUUGUCAAAAAAACAAAUGAAUAAUAUAGCUAUAACUUUGAAGAAUAGCAACAAGAAUUUUUUGUGGGUUGUUAAGCCAGCAAAUAAUGGAGGAUAUGAAAAAGAGGAUGCAGCUUAUGAAUUACCAGAAGAGUUUUUGAAAGAAACUGAAGGGAGAGGUUUAGUUGUGAAAUGGUGUGCACAACAAAAGGUGUUAAUGCACCCUGCUGUUGCUUGUUUUAUAAGUCAUUGCGGUUGGAACUCGACACUCGAGACACUGGUAAAUGGUGUGCCUGUUAUUGGUUGGCCUUCUUGGACUGAUCAACCAACAAAUGCUAAGCUUAUUGAGAAUGUGUUUAAGAAUGGGGUGAAAGUGAAGUAUGGGGAAGAUGGGGUUGCUAGUGUAGAAGAGAUUGAAAGGUGUAUUAGGGAUGUUAUGGAAGGGCCUAAUGCUGCUGAGAUUAAGAAGAAGGCUAUGGAAAUUAAAGAGUCAGCAAGAAAAGCUUUGGAGGAAGGUGGUAAUUCUAGUAAGAAUUUGAAUCAGUUUAUCAGUGAAAUCAAUGGACUCACACAACAAGAAGUACAAUGA
Messenger RNA from Trifolium pratense (red clover), 1404 nucleotides. Its product is annotated as UDP-glycosyltransferase 84B2-like. Lineage: Eukaryota; Viridiplantae; Streptophyta; Magnoliopsida; Fabales; Fabaceae. Gene Ontology annotation, molecular function: UDP-glycosyltransferase activity. The transcript has a single exon. The coding region runs from base 28 to 1404 and encodes 458 amino acids. The record is from RefSeq and is a predicted model, not a curated record.